AUGCUGUAUCGUUAUGGUAGCAGUGAGUUCUGGAACCAUGCAAUUGUUUUGCUCCACGAGAAAUUACGCUCAGACGCAAUGCUCCGGCCGUAUUUUGAAAGAAGAGGUCCGAAUGAAGUGCAAAUGAUUAAUUUUGCUAUUUUAAAAGCAGGCUUAGGCUACGCUGAAGAUAACUAUGAAGAGGUUAUUAGAUAUGCUCAUCAAGAUAGAGGAAUUACGCAAGAUCAGAUGACAAGGUUUGUCACUUACUUGCGGCAGACUUUAGAUGAAAUUGGAAUUGAGCCAGAAGAUAUAGAUAUCAUAGUUGGAAGAAUUUCUGGGUAUACUCCAUAUAUCAUAGAUGAAAAAGAAGACUAA
This is a messenger RNA of Blepharisma stoltei, 357 nucleotides long. The record is from the annotation of a GenBank genome assembly. NCBI's taxonomy places the organism in Eukaryota, Ciliophora, Heterotrichea, Heterotrichida, Blepharismidae.